Molecule: messenger RNA, 969 nt
Organism: Teleopsis dalmanni
Lineage: Eukaryota; Metazoa; Arthropoda; Insecta; Diptera; Diopsidae
Exons: 1
Coding region: 1-969 (322 amino acids)
Molecular function (GO): nucleic acid binding
Source: RefSeq, a predicted model, not a curated record
AUGGAGGCAAUUGCAACAAAGGAUCAACUUAUUAAAAUAUUGGCGACAGCUGGUUUCAAACCUCGCAAGUGGUGCGCAAAUAAUGCCCAACUACUUCAAGGACUCGCUCCAGAAGAUCAAGAAGUGGAUCUCGAUGUCAGCAGUGAGUCACAUAAGACAGUAAAAACUCUAGGCCUUAUCUGGCUACCAAAAUCUGAUCAAUUUUCAAUAAAAACUAACGGACCUACAAACAGCAAAAUAACAAAGAGGACCGUAAGUUCCGACUUGGCGCACAUUUUUGAUCCGCUUGGAUUAAUGGCUCCAGUAGUAGUGAAGGCGAAAAUAUUUGUUCAAAAAUUGGGGCAGUUAAAACUAUCGUGGGAUGAAGCUCUGCCUGCUGAAAUGCAUACUCAAUGGACCCAUUUUCAUCAGAGCUUAUGUGAAGUAAACAAUGUAAAGAUUCCACGACAUAUAUUUCAUCAUAAACAACCAAGGAAUACUCAGAUUCAUGUAUUUACUGAUGCCUCCGAAAGGGCCUAUGGAGCUGCCAUUUACAUCAGAUCCGAAAUGACUGAUCGAACUAUCUCAGUUCAGUUACUUUGUUCAAAAUCACGCGUCGCUCCACUAAAUGCGCAGACAAUACCAAGACUUGAGUUAUGUGCGGCUUUACUAGGAGCACAAUUGGUAGUAAAGGUAAGAAAGGAUUUGGAAUAUGAACAUCCGAUAUAUAUGUGGACUGAUUCUGAAAUAACAUUUCAUUGGAUCAAUUCAGAACCAUCAACACUCCAAACUUUCGUUGCUCAUCGUAUCAGUAAGAUUCAGCAAUUAACACUAAAGGAACAGUGGAGGCAUGUCAAUACUAAACAAAAUCCAGCUGAUUUAUUAUCCAGAGGUGUAGAUCCAAUUUACAUUCAGAAGAAUGUAAUGUGGUUUUAUGGGCCACUUUUCCUUCAUGGAAAUCAAGAAUGCUGGCCCCAACCAUUCCGUUAG